AGUCAGAUGCUACGCGGUUCCAACAACGUACGGACGCAUAUCGACGUCCGUAAUCAAAUAAACUUUAACGUCACCUAAAUAUUAUUAAAUCGAAUUAUAACAGGUGUUGCUGAACAUUCUAGUGUUUAAUUCUUAAUCUGUAAUCAGUGGUCCGUAAUCGAGUUUUUAAAGAAAGUUACUUUAGACUUUUCACUGUGCUGUGCUAGAGUUUUGGUUUUGUUUGAGGUUUAUGAACUGCAUCCGGAAUCUUUUAGGUUAUUCGAUCAUCACUUGACGCUUCUUAAACAGAUUUGGAUGACCCAAACUUACUACAAUAAGAAGAUUGUGGGAACUAACCAGUGAAGGAAACGGGUACACGAGAAGGUGCGUUUAUAAGAUGUGACUAAACCCAUCAUGGCAGCCACAGAUGGCCAAGUCGUGGUCGCAGCUUGCCGCUGGUCUGAUGAAGGCCAUUACCUCAGAGAGUUCGCUGUCAAGAACCGUCUGCCCAACGUAGCAAAGAUCAUCAAAGGACAAUAUGGAGGCCUCGGAGUACCAACUCUACCGAGCCCUGGUUUGCAGAGCACAGCGUUACUAGUUUCAGCAGGAAAGAGAAAGAAGAUCAUUGCUCAAGCCAUCAAACUUAAAGAAGGGAGACGCAUGGUUAGUGUCGGACCGAGAAUUGCCAUUCCCGAUACGUAUAAAGGCUACUUUGAAUUGCUUAGUGAGGAAGGUAGAGCUGUAAGAUGUAUAGAAUCUGUAGGGGAAUUAGCUAGAAGAAAACUUGAUGAUGGAUGCUUAGUAAGAGAACCGGUUAGAGUAAUAUGUGCUAAAAUUGACUUAGAUGGAAAUAUCACUGCUGAUGGAGCAAGAAAUUUACCAGCGGGUGAAGUAAUAAUGCCUAGAGGUGAGACGUUUUUAGGAAAAAGUAAAUAUUUAAAAUGUACCGAUUCAAAAGGUGACACUAUACUACUUAGUUUAGAUCAGAGAGGCAAGUUUUCUGCUGUCGCUAAAGAAGAGAACAUUAGCGGGGUACAUACAGCUAAAACAUUGCUAACAAAACGGUUGCCAAUAACUGUCAGACUUGUACACGGUACUCCACCUAGAGGAUUAAAAAGUGCCAGCCAUUUCGUACCAGAACUGAGAUUAAUAUCCUUAUUCGAAGAAGAUCACGUUUUUGCACUUCCAUUACAAAAAGAAGGCAACGCGUUAGUAGCAUUACCUCUUGCAGCUCCUUUAAAAAUGUUAAGAUGCAAAAAUGAGGAACAGAUUAAAAACUUCAUGGAAUUUUCUAGAUUAGUUGAAAAAUGUAAUAAGUUGCUAGUAGACGUGGUAGAUCGAAUACAUGUACUAGAUGGUAAACUCGGGGACCCUAAAAGACUGUUGAAUGCCCCACUUAUUGCACCACCAUUAAUAAAAACUGGUUAUUUCUUAAGAAGAAGUGCUUCAUCAGACACAGCUAACCAACAUAAGUAUAUAAACCGCCAUAGUCACAUAUACAGCAGUCACAGAGAUGAAAACAGUAUCCCAGAUGAGUAUGAUGAAAUAGAUCAAAUAUAUGAUUACGUUAGAGGCUUCGCUCCACUUCCGAAGAAUAUCAAAGCAUCUUACUCCAAUGAACCAACCCGACACGAGUCUGCGCCUGCGUCACCCGCAGCGACACCAAUUCACAUGCCCUUAAUAACAGAAAUUAAACCAGAACCGCCUCCUAUAGAAACUAUUCCUACUAAGAAGACUUUGAACCAAAAAGCUGAAAAGCGUACUCGCAAAACUGCCGUAGCGGCAAAGGAAAUUCCAAUAACUGUUUAUAAAGAGAAAUGUACAAUUGCGCCAGUACCAAAUUUACCUAAAUUGUAUAUUAAAAACAGUGUUAGCAACAGUAAAGGUAGAAUAUUGGUGAGUCAGAAAAGUCAUUCGCCGACUAAAGAGGCACCUAGUCCAGGCACUAGUCCAAUACGACCUCUUACAAAAGGAGAUUCCCCAAUCUUUAAUAUACGUUACAAGAGCCUUUCAAAUAUUCAUCAAGCGAUGGAAUUAGAUGGAACGCUAGAUUCGAGCCAUUCAGGCGGAAGAACAUCUGGAGAUUCAGGCAAUGGUCCAAAAUUACCAGAAAAACGAUGUAGAAAGUUAAGCAGACCUAAGUCCUUGACGAAUUUAGUGUGGGAGCUAAAAGGAUGUCCGGUGGAACCUAAUGAAAAACCAAAACCUAGAAUUAAAAAUGAAGGCUAUAAGAAAAUUGGAAAUAAAUUGUCUUUGGGAGCUCAGAAAAGAGUGCCUACGCUCUACCUUUAAUUUUUGGUCCACGUUGUACAAAAAAGACAAGGCGACGACCAAAAUGAGAAGAACGGCGAACGACCACGAAACUGCAACGAGUCAAAAGAAAACUUAUGAAAAAAUCAUUCGAUUGUACUCUAAAAUAUCAAAUGUAUUUUGAUCUCCUUAAUGAAUAAUUAUUUUAUUUAUAAUGUAAUGCCAUAUUACGGUAUAAUUGAUGUUAAUUUUAAUGGUUAGAUAACGGGAGUUAAAUGAUUUAAUAAUAAUUUUGUAUCCACAUAAGAUUUCAAACACAUGCCCUAUACGAAUUCCUGUUUUCUUAUAUCAACUGUAAAAUAGUCUCAAAAAUAUGUUUUAUUGUACAAAAUUUGAUUCUCCUAUAAAUAAAUAAAACAAUAGGUACU
This is a messenger RNA of Maniola jurtina (meadow brown), 2657 nucleotides long. RefSeq lists its product as uncharacterized. The record is from RefSeq and is a predicted model, not a curated record. NCBI's taxonomy places the organism in Eukaryota, Metazoa, Arthropoda, Insecta, Lepidoptera, Nymphalidae. Bases 394 to 2271 code for a protein of 625 amino acids. The transcript is spliced from 6 exons.